ACAACGCACAGUCAACCUGCGGAACUCCUUGCCAGAGGAUGUUGUGAAGACCAGGACUUUUAACAGAGUUCACGAAAGCUGGAUAAAUCCACGGAGGUGAGGUCCAUCAGUGGCUAUUGGCCAGGCUGGGCAGGGACGGUGGGAAUGGGCGACGGGGGAAGGAUCUCGUGAUGAUCCCCUGGUCUGUUCCCUCCCCCGGGGCGCCUGGCCUUGGCCGCUGCCGGAAGACUGGACUCUGGGCUAGACGGGCCUUUGGUCUGAUACGUUCGAAUGCCACUUGCUGCCUCCGGAGGGCUGUCUGUGGCGAGUGACCCGAGUGCGUUGUGGGAAAGGGAGACACUGGAACUUGCCGCCUCGCAAGCGUGGAGAGGGAAACCUGCCUGAUCCGCAGCCCAGUAAAUCCCAGCUCCAUCCCCUCCGUCAGGGCCAGGAGUCCCCCUUUCCGGCUGUCUCGCCAGACAGACAGAGGCCUGGGCAGCCCGGCCGGCCCCGCGCUCGCGCUCGAGUAGCAAUGUUACCAGAUGGCUCAGUGUUACCCUAACCCACCCCUGCCAGGACCCUAUAAUUUAUGUCCAAUCCCCCCUCCACCCCCCCUCCCUCCAAAGGUAUUUGCACAGCAGAUCUGGGUGUAAUCAAGUCCAGGAAUUUCCAUUCAAGUAUCCUGGGAUGUUUUUUUCCCCCAAGAUUUUCCGUUAACCCUUUCAGACGGGGAGGGGAGGAUAAGGACUUAACUGCACCCCAGCCCCUCCAAUCCAACGUCGCUUUCGGUCACACGGCCUGGGGGCGGGGUGACUGGGUGGGCCCCAUCUGCCGUCUUGGGGUGCAAUUCUCGGCUGCUUCGCGGGUCCUUGCCCGGCAGCCCAGCUCGCAAGGGUUCUAACGGCCGGGGCCAAAGACGCUCCCCUGACUGCAAGAGGCAGGCAGGGAUCAAGACACCAGUGCCAGACACUCCACGGGAACGCGGCUCUCCAGCCCCGUUUGGCCCAGCAUGGAGCGUCCAGGGACACACACAGUUAACGCCUGUCCUGCCAAGCCCCCGGGCCGUCCCAAAGAGGAUAUAAAUUAGAGACCAGCCACCUUCCUGUCAGAAGCCAACCCGGGAAGGAUGGACUCAUCCCGGCUCCUCUGCGGCGUCUCGCUCAUCCUCCUGGUCAGACCCGCUGUCUCCCAGGCAGUGGAAAGCAGGAGGCCCGCGGUGAUGGAAGAGCAAGAGCCAGAGACGCACCUGCCAAAGGCACCUUCCCCGCAGCUCCCGGCCGACUCUCAAAACCUGCUGCCCUUUGCCUCCCCCGGGCCGGCCAAGAGCCGCCAGAAACGGAGGCCGCUGGCCAGCAGCCGCCUGUGGGAGCAGCCGGAGGAGCAGGCGUGCCGGCUGCGGAGCCUGCUGCUGCGCGUCAAGGACCUGGGCCUGGGCUACGACUCGGAGGAGACCAUCCUGUUCAAGUACUGCAGUGGGACCUGCCCCCGGGCCCGCACCAACCACGACCUGACGCUCUCCUUGCUGCUGCAGAAGAGCGAGAUCCCGGCCUGGGGCGAGGAGAAGAUGGUGGGAGACCCCUGCUGCCGGCCCACGCACUACGAGGACGUGGCCUUCCUGGACAACAGCCACCAGUGGCACGAGGUGGAGAAGCUCUCGGCUUCUGCCUGCUCCUGCGUCGGCUGACGCCGCUGGGGGGGAGCGCCAGUGGGGGGGGCAUAGCUCUAAGUUAAAGCAGCCAGUGUUUCUUCCUCCCGCACCUUCAACCUGUAGCCUGAGAGAAGACCAGACGCCACCCCACAAGAUGGGGGCCUCGACCUAUGCCCCUGGAAGGGCUCCCUCGAGGGGUGGGAGAAGGGACCUGCUAACACCACUACCGGGGAUAAAACAAAGCCACGGCCAGGCCAACCCCCGCCUGUUUCUAUGCAUCGCUGAGACGCAAGCUUGUUUGCUAAGUCCUGAAACGUCACAGGUAUUUAGGCUCCUCACUUCCAUUGACGCCAAUGGGAGUUAGGCACCUAACUAUCUUUGACGAGCUGAGCCGGAGGUCCGGCCUGGAGGAGGGGUGCCUGGCUCACCUCCACGCCGCUGCCGGGGAGAGCUGGACGAUAACGUGAGAUAUUUAUGGAUUCCUAAGUUAUUUAUUUAUUUGGUUUCUUCCACAGAGGGCAGGGAUCUCAUUCCCGCAGCCUCCCUACCUGGCUUGUUCGAGUCCCUUUUUAAUUUAUUUGCCUCUUUCUGCUAGUAGAGAGUCAGGGAUUUUGUUUGCUUGUUUGCAGGCAUGUCUUGGGAGCAGCUGAAAUGUACGUGGUGGUUUCACACUAAUAAAAGCCGUGAAAGUGAUCGAAAGGCCCGUGGCUGUUUUGUGAGACACAUGGGGAGGGAUUUCUUCCUCUCAGCUAGCAUGGGGCAUCCCUUCGGUGUACCACAAUGGGGCCCGGCUCGUGGCUGGCCUUCAGAGGCUACUUGGGUUAACCGGUAGGGGCUGGAGCAGCUCCCCACUGCCAUGGGCAGGGAGGGGGCCUCUCCAGCGCUGCUCGGCCCGCUGCGGACAGGGCCUGCUCUGGACGCUCGGAGCAGCCCGUCUGUAGCGUGCUGAGAAGAGGGGGCGUGCAG
Messenger RNA from Pelodiscus sinensis (Chinese soft-shelled turtle), 2593 nucleotides. Lineage: Eukaryota; Metazoa; Chordata; Testudines; Trionychidae. The record is from RefSeq and is a predicted model, not a curated record.